Messenger RNA from Haliotis rufescens (red abalone), 4516 nucleotides. Its product is annotated as glycosyltransferase 1 domain-containing protein 1-like. Lineage: Eukaryota; Metazoa; Mollusca; Gastropoda; Lepetellida; Haliotidae. The transcript has 13 exons. Gene Ontology annotation, molecular function: glycosyltransferase activity. Bases 329 to 1390 code for a protein of 353 amino acids. The record is from RefSeq and is a predicted model, not a curated record.
GACGUGCAAAACUGAAUAGCGAGCUUUGGUCUACUUCUAAACGUUGCUCUAGCCUCCCCGGGUGUGAGUGGAGCGUGAUCAUUAGCUGGUGUCUCACUACUCCAGCAACACUUGUAGCAACAUCAGCAGCAACAUUACAGCAACAUCUGCAGCAACAUUACAGCAACUUGUUCCAGAAGUAACCAGCUGAGAAACACAGGAGAAUCCUUGGAUCCUUAGGCUUUCUGCUAUGGUGUAAAAGUCACCAGUUUCUUGUUUCCACUUCUAACGUGCAAUGUUUGCUUCAAGAAUGAGAAUUCAGCGGACUGAGAAUGAGAGUUGACGGAGGAUGCGCCUCACCCUCAUCCUCCUUUCCCCGCUGCAGCGUCAGGGCGGCAACUUCUCCACCAUCUCCAGAAUCAGUUCGUACCUGACCAGCCAUGGCCACCGGUGCCUCAUGGAGGACCCCAAGAUGUUCCAAACUGUGUCAGAGUUCCAGGCAUUCCUGCACCACAAGAAUGUCGACCUUGUCAUUGGGAUCCACGCCUACAGAUCUGGCUGUCUUAUCAGAGCCAGCACCGUCCCCUCUAUCCUCAUCCUCGGGGGCACAGACAUCAACGAGUUCUACAAGGACAUCAACAAACUCUCCGUCAUGACCGAGGCCGUCCACCAUGCCAGAUAUGUUGUGGUGUUCGGUCAGUCAAUGUGGUCCAGAGCAUCGUCUUUAUGGCCAGAGAUCCCAAGUAAUAAAGUCAAAGAAAUCAAACAAGCUGUGAUAACCGACCCUUCCUCCUCCUUCUGCCUGCUGCAGUACCUGAAGUCCAACAACCACAUCCCUGCCGCAACUGCAUCACUCCGUAACAUCACUGUGUUUCUCCUCGUUGGUGGCAUCAGGCCCGUCAAAGACCCAGUGUUUCUUAUUGACAAGUUUUCAGAGUGGCACAGAGAGGACAGCUCAGUGUAUUAUGUGAUCAUUGGUCCCAAGAUUGAUGCUGAAUACUUUGAAGAAACGUUCUGGCCAGCUGUGAAACAGUCCUCAGGUGUCAUCUACAUCCCCGGGCUUUCAAAAGAAGACACCCAUGCAGCUAUGAGAGACUGCUUCUCAUUGGUCAAUUCUUCUAAGAGUGAAGGAAUGUCAUUGGCUGUUCUUGAGGCGAUGGAUAUGGGAAUCCCGGUGCUGGCCCGCAGAGUGACCGGGAACCAGGAUCUUGUCCAGGACCGGAAGACCGGCCUGCUGUAUGACACGCCCCAGGAAUUUGUGCUACAGGCUCGCUCCAUCAUGUCCACUCCUGAACAGAGGGAGCAGAUUGUUGCAAGGGCGAGGGCCCAGGUGGCCCAACACCACUGCUACGAGGCGGAGGGACACGCCUACAUGUCACUGGUCAGGACAGCCUUGUCUGAGCCGUGUUGAUCUCACUCUAACAUUCACAUGUGUGACAAACCACGAGGGACCUCAUGGGUGAAAAAUCACAUAUAGACUUUUUAUUAUAUUUUAAAACUACAGCAUCUCCGGUACAGAAAAUUACAAUUCACAAGCUUCAAUUCAUAUUUAUUACAGAGAUACAUGGCAUCACACAUAGCGAUCUUCACUGACGUAAGUUGACGUCAAACGUCUUUAUGACAUCUGAGUACAAUUGUAUCCUGGCAACCAUAAGGUCCCUUUGCUCCGGCUGGGUCACGUAUACAGUUGACAAGAAACAAAAAUGAGGGGGGUGUUUACCAUUUAUGAGGCUUUUUCCUCAAAGGUUUUGUCGUGUCAAGUCCACUCAUUACCCAGUGAAACAGUCAUGAAAAUUUACAUUGAAAGACCAUGACAUCAAUAUUGUAAAAUAUUUAUUUUGCUCAUAGAUGUACAACGAGUUGACAAGUUUUGGUGAAUUGCAAUAUCUAAGCUUUAACCUGUUUACAUAUGGUCACUGCUGUUGAUGACAGAUUGGAGAUCAGGGGUUCAAAAUUGUUUGGUUGAGGAAAGAUGCAGAAGUUUGUUGAACAUUGUAACAUUAUUAACAGAUACGAGACACCCCACAAAUGCAAUAAGAUAUUUUCAGUUGAAAAAUUAUUGUGGGUUAUUUCCAAAAAUAUGUUCCAUUUAAUGACUUUUCACUGUCAGAAAGCUGAUCAGCGAGUUAAAGGGUCGUCAUACUUCGGUUUUGUUGUAGGACAUCCUAUUGCUUUAACUGACCAAUCAGACUGGAGAGGCAGUGUGCAGGUAUUAGCGUGACUUGAUGGUGAACACAUUGUACGUGAUGUAACUGUCUCAACUAUGAAAUCCAGUCAGCGUAGAUCGCUGUUACAGACCGUUGUCAUGUAACUGGAAUAUUGGUGAGUGUGGCGUUAAACAACAAACAAACAAACUUUGUGGAUGCAAGAUGCUCAAGGGAAACACAGGUACCAUGUAGCUUUACAGAUCAGAAAACCUGAGAUUUUUUCAAUUGUAUUUGUACUGUUACGUUUUCAGUAUGUAUAAAUAUAUUUUUCAAUGUUAUAAAAAUAUAUUUUUUCCGAUAGACAUGUUACAAUCUGAUCUAUGUGUGGUAUUGUUUAAGAAGAUAUUGUACAUUCACAAGACAACUAGAGAAUCCUUGCCAACACUGACCCAGCACCCUCUGUGUCAUAGUGUGAUAGUUGUUGGAUCUUUACAGUGAUAUGGUCUUGACCGACGAGACUAGAAUCUUAACUUUACAAAGAAAGUGUUAUCUCAAAUUUUACACUUGUUACAUUUGACCACUUUCUAAAUGACAUUGUGUGUGCAUAGGAUUGGGGGGUCAGGCUCGCUGACCGGGCUACCUGUCAUUGGAUCCAUCUUGCGUAGAACUAUGCUCAUGAUGUCAAUCACUGGUUUGUCUGGUCCAGGCUCAGAUGAUUACAGACCGAUGUCAUGUAGCUGGAAUGUUGCUGAGUGUGGCUGAAAACAACAAACAAACAAACAAACGAUGAUAAGGUUCAUCACAUGAGUUCAGGGUAGCCUAUUUUACUGUUGUGUCCAGGGUUAGUUUACAUUAUCACUUACACAGUUUAUGUCCAUCUCGUGCUGUGGGCAAUGUAUAAUGACAGAUGUGACCUAUAAAAAUGAUUGUCAAGAGCCAGCAAAUAAACUUAAUUCAAUAAACGUUCUGGGGUAUGUCUCAUAACUAAAGGAAUACAAUUUUUUAUCCAACAUCAAACUUUUGACCUAACCCCUCAAUGGUUUUCAUUACGAUGAUUAUGGUACGUGGAUUAAGUGGAAAACAAUCAAAGUCUGUAGUUACCGCUACACAUAGAUCACAUCCCAUUACUGGCCACGUGAGAACAACCUUUCAUCCGUCCAAUCAGAGCGUCGCAUACCAGAUCGAGAAACUGGUAGUCUAAAUGUGUUUUCUGAUCUUGCAACCUUGAAAAGGUUAACAUGGGGUAUUCCGGACGGCAAAAUCAUCGCCUAAAUCUCGCUUCAAUAGCAUAAACAUUUCAAAUGGAAGAGUCUUCCCAUUGCCUGUGGCAGGCACUGCAUACAACCUAGGCCGUCAGUAAGACAUUGCCCGUGGCAGGCACUGCAUACAAUCUAGGCCGUGGCAGGCACUGCAUACAAUCUAGGCCGUCAGUAUGAGAUUGCCCGUGGCAGGCACUGCCAUACAAUCUAGGCCGUCAGUAUGACAUUGCCCGUGGCAGGCACUGCAUACAACCUAGGCCGUCAGUAUGACAUUGCCCGUGGCAGGCACUGCAUACAAUCUAGGCUGUCAGUAAGACAUUGCCCGUGGCAGGCACUGCCAUACAAUCUAGGCCGUCAGUAUGACAUUGCCCGUGGCAGGCACUGCAUACAACCUAGGCCGUCAGUAUGACAUUGCCCGUGGCAGGCACUGCAUACAAUCUAGGCCGUCAGUAAGACAUUGCCCGUGGCAGGCACUGCAUACAAUCUAGGCCGUCAGUAAGACAUUGCCCGUGGCAGGCACUGGUACAAUCUAGGCCGUCAGUAAGACAUUGCCCGUGGCAGGCACUGGUACAAUCUAGGCCGUCAGUAUGACAUUGCCCGUGGCAGGCACUGCAUACAAUCUAGGCCGUCAGUAAGACAUUGCCCGUGGCAGGCACUGGUACAAUCUAGGCCGUCAGUAUGACAUUGCCCGUGGCAGGCACUGCAUACAAUCUAGGCCGUCAGUAAGACAUUGCCCGUGGCAGGCACUGGUACAAUCUAGGCCGUCAGUAAGACAUUGCCCGUGGCAGGCACUGCAUACAAUCUAGGCCGUCAGUAAGACAUUGCCCGUGGCAGGCACUGGUACAAUCUAGGCCGUCAGUAAGACAUUGCCCGUGGCAGGCACUGGUACAAUCUAGGCCGUCAGUAAGACAUUGCCCGUGGCAGGCACUGGUACAAUCUAGGCCGUCAGUAUGACAUUGCCCGUGGCAGGCACUGGUACAAUCUAGGCCGUGGCAGGCACUGGUACAAUCUAGGCCGUGGCAGGCACUGGUACAAUCUAGGCCGUCGGUAAGACAUUGCCCGUGGCAGGCACUGGUACAAUCUAGGCCGUCAGUAAGACAUUGCCCGUGGCAGGCACUGGUACAAUCUAGG